Messenger RNA from Diabrotica balteata, 2446 nucleotides. The record is from the annotation of a GenBank genome assembly. NCBI's taxonomy places the organism in Eukaryota, Metazoa, Arthropoda, Insecta, Coleoptera, Chrysomelidae.
UGGCAGUCGAAGGGGCUGUUGUGCAAUCGAUAUUAAAUGUUGUGAUCAUACGAAUUUUACAAUAAAACGCAAAUUUUCCGGUGGGAGUACAUUUCGAUCUAAAAAUGGCUUUCCGUUUGCGUAGACAAGUUAUUCAAAAUUAUUCAUCCGAUGCUUAGAGGUUAGAUCUUCUAUUGUCAAGGUGUAAAAAUGAUAACAGCAGAGCUUAAAUCCUUCUAGUAACAAACAAUAACAUUCAAGGGUUACGAUAAGAUGACGGCCUGCCCAUUUCGCCGCUCGUCGGGAUCGACGGCGGUCCAAAACGGCGGCGGAGCAGCUCUGAAACGAACUUUUACGACGAAACAGAAUUCUAUUCAAAUCACUGACGAUCAAUUCGACGAAGACCGCAAUACUCUUAACUUAAAGCAUUUAAACGAAGCAAUACUUAUUCUUACGUCACCAACGAAUGAAGCUGUCCAACAGGGUUUGACUUCAUUGUUAAUAAAGGAGGGACCUACAAACCGUUAUAAGUAUAGUUGUCUAGAUCCUCUACCAGAAAGUGUCACCACUUGUUCUCACUACGCGUAUUUGGAAGACCUUUAUGAUAUGGUCAAAUGCGAAAACGAUAUAGAUAUAAAUGCAUUCUUCGAUAACUUGGGUCAAGAACUAAUCGCUGCAUCUCUCAACAGCCGAACUGAACGUGCUUUCAUUUGCCUUGGUGGUGACCUCAAUGAAUUUUUGACCACUCUGGACGGCGUCUAUGACGUCCUGAAAUACCAAGAAAACGGUCGCGAAAGCGAACACGAAACCGAAGCGUUUGUUUGUACAGCGAUUAACGAAAAAAACUUGCAACUGGAUUUCUCAACGGAAAAACCAGCGAUUGCUUAUUUAUUUGUUGGAAGUUUGAAGGCUAUCGCAAGGAUUCUCUACAAUACUCAAGUCGAAAUUGAGCUAGAGCAAAAUAGUGUGGAUAAAAGGCAUUUUAGGUACAAAAUUCAACUGAUUUCGUCAUCGAAAGCAAAUAUAAAUGCUGCACCAGAUAACACAAGCAACAAUCUACAAAUGGGGGUGAGCACUUUCUGCAAAGCUUUUCCAUGGCAUUUUGUUUUAGAUUAUCGUCUAGAGUUUGUCCAAUUGGGAACUGGCUUCAUGCGACUUUUUGGACAGUUUCUGACAACUUGUGGUGCAUCAGUAGCAACAUAUUUUGAAUUUCAAAGACCAAGGAAUAUUACUCUCUCAUUUGACGAAAUUGUUAAACGAGCCAACACUCCAUUUCUGCUGAGCAUCAAGAAAUUUGCGAAAUCUGAAGAAUUUGCUGCGGAGGAUCUGAAACUUAAAGGUCAGAUGGUGUUUUGUCCGGAAUCGAAUUCAAUCCUGUUUAUUGGUUCUCCAUUCAUCGACGGACUGGAGGGUCUCACCGGAAGUGGGCUUUUCAUCUCCGACAUACCUCUCCACGAUGCCACUAGAGAUGUUAUUUUAGUGGGAGAGCAAGCUCGGGCACAAGAUGGUUUAAGAAGAAGAAUGGACAAACUUAAGAGUUCUAUCGAAGAGGGAAACAGAGCUGUAGAUAAAGAACGAGAGAAAAACGUUAGUUUAUUGCAUUUGAUAUUUCCACCAGAUAUCGCAAAGCGUUUGUGGCUGGGAGAGACAAUAGAAGCCAAAACACAUGAAGACGUCACUAUGCUAUUUAGCGACAUUGUGGGAUUUACCUCAAUUUGUUCCACUGCAACACCCAUGAUGGUUAUUAAUAUGCUGCAAAAUUUAUACAAUAAAUUUGAUAUUUUUUGUGGUCAAAUCGAUGUAUACAAGGUGGAGACUAUCGGAGACGCCUACUGCGUAGCUGGAGGAUUGCAUAAGGAAACCAACACACAUGCUCAACAAAUCGCUUGGAUGGCACUCAAGAUGAUAGAAGUGUGCUCAACGCAUCAAACCCACCAAGGAGAACCAAUAAAAAUGCGAAUCGGUAUCCAUACUGCUUCUGUACUGGCUGGCGUUGUAGGUGUUAAAAUGCCUCGUUAUUGCAUGUUUGGGCAUAAUGUCACCAUAGCAAAUAAGUUUGAAUCUACCAGCGAACCGUUAAAGAUUAAUAUUUCUCCUACUACUUUUGUGCGCUUAAUACGAGCUGGCGGUUUUGUAACCGAAGAACGCGACCAAAAAUGCCUCCCCAAAGGAUUUCCCUCUCACAUUCCGGGCACCUGUCACUUCCUCACCGACUACAAGCACCAAAAUCUGCAUGAAGACGCUCCCAUAGCGCAACAUAUCGAAGCCGGACUUCUCGACAUCGGUUUGAAAUGGGAUCACACUCUUUAAGACUGUUACGAACUAGCAAUAAACCGCAAUAUAGGUCUUUGUACUGAGAGGGAAUAAAUUAUUUUGAGGCUUUUUCCCUACUUACUGCACCACUUUUGGUACUAUAUAUUAUAUUAUAUAUUAAUUUAUUUCCAAUCUUAAAUAUACACUUCUAGAC